Messenger RNA from Crotalus tigris (Tiger rattlesnake), 1733 nucleotides. RefSeq names its product coiled-coil domain-containing protein 169-like. The coding region runs from base 147 to 794 and encodes 215 amino acids. The transcript is spliced from 8 exons. The record is from RefSeq and is a predicted model, not a curated record. Lineage: Eukaryota; Metazoa; Chordata; Lepidosauria; Squamata; Viperidae.
CAGCAUUGUGCCGUCGCAGGCAACGGGAGUGUUCGAAAAUUCCUGCCACGUGACCGGCGCUGUCUCUUUUUCUUCCCCGCGCCUCUCCUGCGUGCUCUCCAAGGCGAUGAGGACGCGCGGAGGCAGCUGCGUGUGUGUAGGAAGCCAUGGGGGAAGGCAGCGCUUACAGCCAAGAGCUAGACUUUGGAGGCGUGGAGCUGGAGCUGACUCAAGAGAAGCAAAUGAAAGAAAUGUUAGAACUUUCCAUAUUUGAAAUGAACAAUACAAUAGCAGAACUAGAGAAAAGACUUAGCAGAACUGAUGAUGAAGACAGUGAAUGGAAAACCAGAUAUGAAACCCAAGUAGAACUGAACAAACAGCUAGAAAGGCAGAUUGGAUUUCUCCAAGAAAAGAUGGAGCAUCUUGGUGGCAACCCAACAGACAAACUGGCUUCUGUUCAUUCCUUCGAGCAGAUGCAUAUGAAUUCUUUAAAUCAGUUUCUUAAAAAACUGGAAGAGGAGAAGAAAAGUCUCCAGAAUCAGCUGAAGGAGUAUGAACUUAGACUUGAUCAAGAGGCAAAGGCUUAUCAUAAAGCCAAUGAUGAACGCCGUGCAUACUUAGCAAUGAUUUCACAAAUAUCAGGAUCUCUAAAACCAUUAGAGAAGCAGAAAAUAGAUGCAGUUGACAUGAAGAGCGAGAACCAAGUUCUGAGGAGAAAGUGUAAUAUUCCAAGAAAUCAAAGAAUACUGGACCCAAAGAAGGGACCAAUUAAAAAAACAGCAGGAGUGAAGCAUCUUCCAAAACUGAAACUUUGAUUUCUUAUCCUAGAAUUUCUCCUUUUGAUGUUUAUUUUGCCAUUUGCAAUUACAGUAAACACAAAAUGUUAUUUUAAAAUAGUAUUUUAAAGUAUUCCUCAAUCCAAAUACAGGAUUAGCACUGAUAAUAUUACCUAGUUUGAGUAAUGAAACAUCUGCAAGAAAAUGACCGAGCUCCGAGAACACCAAAGACACCUCAAAGAGAAAUUCUUAUGGCAUAGUCUGAAGAUAUACUCUCUACAUACAGGAACAAUGUAAGGAAGCAUUAUAGGGGAUUAUAUACAUGUUGAGUCUGGCUUUUAAGAUGUCAUCCAGAUCUAAUACAUCAUUCUAAUCCAGGAGUUGAAGUCCACAAGUCUUAAAGUUGCCAAGGUUGAGAACCCCUGUUCUAAUCCAAAAGCAAACAAGCUACUUUAUGGCUUACAGUGUCAUGUACAAUUAGCCUUAUUUCUUGUUGAAAUGCAAGAAGCUGUAGAAAUGUUUAUGAGUCUAUAUUCCACACUGAACUUUGCCUUCUUUCAAUAGACUGAAGUGGAUGCAGGCACAACAGGCAUUCUGACACACACAAGCUUUUGAAAAGUAGUUUUAUUAUACAAAAGGAGCGGAGCCAUUAUGAACAAAUUUCAGAAACUUCUGUGUAUUGAACGCAGGCCUUAUUUAUAGUGAAAGCAAAGUUUACAUUUUUACAGUUCAGUGCAUACAGUGCAUGGUAUAUUUGUCUUGAAGCUACUCUUUUUUUGGGCAGUGGGGUCAUUUCUUCCUGUUCCUUGUUUUGAACAUGGACUCAUCUGGUUUAAGCUAUUUGCUCUUGCCUUUGAAAAUAAGCCAGAACUCAGAUGUGCCUUGCCCAAGCUAAGUACACCAGAGUGAGAUUGACUAAAAUUUCCUUUACCGUGUGUGCAGAAUCUGUUGGUUCUUAUUUGGAAUCAAAAUGAGAAA